AUGGCCAUGGCGUCGCGGCACCAACAGUCGGCCGCCGCCGCCGCCGCCGCCGAGCCCCCGGUGACGGUCAGAGGAGACGCCGCGGACCCGUCCGCCUCUCGCCUCGCGCAGGCGGCUCGAGACGCAGAGUUCCGGCAGCUCUACCGCGAGGCGCCCGACUUCAAGGAGUUGAGUCGACGCGAUCCCGCCUUCGCCGCCGUCGCUCGAGGGCGCGAGCUGGACUUUGACGAUGCCGAGUCGGUCGUGCAGCUGACCAAGACGCUGCUCGCCCUCGACUUUGGCCUCCGCAUCGAGCUGCCGCGCGACAGGCUCUGCCCUCCCGUCCCCAACAGGCACAACUACGUCCUCUGGCUCAAGGGCUUGCUCGACACGUCCUCGUACGACGCGCCGGGCCGUCCGCUCGUCGGCGUCGACGUCGGCACCGGCGCGAGCUGCAUCUACCCUCUGCUGGCCUGCGCGCAGCGGCCGUGGUCCUUCAUCGCCACAGAGGUCGACGCCGAGAGCGCGAGGUGGGCGAGGCGCAACGUCGAGAGCAACGACCUCGCCGGCCGGAUCCGCGUCGUCGAGCGCGCCGCCGACGACGCCCUGCUCCCCCUCGACGACCUCGGCCUCGGCGCCGUCGACUUUUGCAUGACGAACCCGCCCUUUUACGCCUCCGAGGCGGCCAUGCGCGCGAGCGCCGAGAAAAAGGCCCGUCCGCCCCACGCCGUCUGCACCGGCGCGACGACGGAGAUGGUGACGGACGGCGGCGAGCUCGGCUUCGUCGGCCGCAUCCUCGACGAGUCCCUCGCCCUGCGCGGCCGCGUCCGCUGGUACAGCGCGAUGCUCGGCUUCCUCUCGAGCGCCGUCGACCUCGUCGCGAGGCUCGGCCGCGAGGGCGUCGCCAACUUUGCCGUCGCCGAGCUCGUCCAGGGGAGCAAGACGCGGCGGUGGGUCGUCGCCUGGAGCUUCGGGCCCAUGCGCCCGGCCCAGCACGUCGCCCGCGGCACCAAGGCCGGCUCGGCCAAGGGCGGCAGCAUCCUCCCGGCGGCGACGGAGUUCGAAACGACGGUGCCGACGCCGGCGAGCGUCGGCGCCUUUGCCCGACGGCUCCGCGACACCAUCGGCGCCCUGCAUCUCCUGUCGUGGCGGUGGGACGAGGAAGCGAUGCGAGGCCACGGCCGCGCCGUCGACAGGGUCUGGGCCCGCGCCUGGCGGCGCAAGAGGAAGCGCGAGACCGAGGGGGUGCCGGCGGGCGGCCGAGGGGAGGCGGCCGAGGAGGACGAGGCGAGGUGCAGCUUUGGAUUCAUGGUCGAGGUGCGCGUCGCCGUCGACGCCGUCGCCGUGCGCUGCCGGUGGGUCGAGGGCUUCGACGCCGUGACCUUUGAGAGCUUCCAGGGCUUCCUCAAGGCGUCGGUCGCUUCCGCCCUCGAAGCCGACGCACCGCGAACGAGGCGAGCCGAGACUUGA
Drechmeria coniospora is the source of this 1449-nucleotide messenger RNA. RefSeq lists its product as uncharacterized. The transcript has 4 exons. Bases 1 to 1449 code for a protein of 482 amino acids. Lineage: Eukaryota; Fungi; Ascomycota; Sordariomycetes; Hypocreales; Ophiocordycipitaceae. The record is from RefSeq and is a predicted model, not a curated record. Gene Ontology annotation, molecular function: 23S rRNA (adenine(1618)-N(6))-methyltransferase activity. Gene Ontology annotation, biological process: rRNA base methylation. Gene Ontology annotation, cellular component: nucleus.